Diplodia corticola is the source of this 1653-nucleotide messenger RNA. Its product is annotated as fungal specific transcription factor domain-containing protein. NCBI's taxonomy places the organism in Eukaryota, Fungi, Ascomycota, Dothideomycetes, Botryosphaeriales, Botryosphaeriaceae. The record is from RefSeq and is a predicted model, not a curated record. The coding region runs from base 1 to 1653 and encodes 550 amino acids. Gene Ontology annotation, biological process: DNA-templated transcription. Gene Ontology annotation, molecular function: DNA binding; carboxy-lyase activity; zinc ion binding. The transcript is spliced from 5 exons.
AUGGCUUCCACUACAGAUGCCCCCGGGAACGCUACGUCCUUCUUGGGCGAAAACUCGGCAGCGUCUUACCUGCGUCAGAUGGGAGGAGCCGAGAGCCACAUUGCAAGGGACAUUGUGCCCGCCCUGGGGCUCCGCAACACCCGCGCCCAAUAUCCCUUCAUCAAUGCCGAGACCGAUGAUGAAAAGAGCCGCGAGCUUGCCAAGGUCCUCCCCACCCACGGCGAGAUUCUCAGCUUCUAUCAUGUUUACCGUGCCAUCGCCUUUCCGCUUGCACCUCUCAUUGUCGACAUCGAGGACUUUGAAUCACGUCUGGCCGAUUAUCUCGAGAAGCUGGCCGGCAGCACUCCCACCCGCCUCGUUGUGACGAAUGAAAGGGAGGAGGCUGCCCGAAUCGCACUUCUGCUUGCCACACUUGCAGCUGGCGCCCAGUAUUCCGAGAGAGAUGCCCAGGAAAGGCGGAGAAUAUCCAGGGACUUCGCCAGAAGAUCAUUCCACGCACUCCGCCUUGCCAAUUUCCUUCUCCGACCGCUACUCACCAGCCUCCAAGCCUUGUUGAUCCUCGGUACCUUUCUGCAGAACGACGGCAACGCCGACGCCGCCUGGGCCAUGAGCGGAACGACCAUGCGCCUGGCCCAAAGUCUCGGUCUCCAUUCCGAGUACGGCACGGCAGAGAACAUUCCAGACAAGGAGAAGGUCACACGGAGCAAGCUAUGGUUGACCAUCGCUCAGCAGGACUGCGUCCUGUCCCUCUGCUUUGACCGGCCCACUGCUUUGGCAUACAUGCCGUUUGUCAGCUGCGACACGAUCGGGUCCCAUCAGCCAAACAACUUUCAACAAGUCAUGUGGGACAUGUCCAAGAUUGGCCUCAGGCUCUUGGCCAGACGAACAUCCUCCGACGCCAACAUAGAGAACAUUCUGGAAAAACUGCAGGAACUUGAUCAAGUCAUGGUCCAGGCGGCGCCGCACCUCCGAAACAAGUCUGACUGCACUACUUUGCAGGAAAAAGUCCAGCAUUUCCUUGUUUCACAGCAUCGCUCAUUUGCAAUUUCUGCCGUUUGCCGGCCGACUUUCAAGAAGCUUCAGCGCAUCGACAAUGACUCGACAUUCUUGCAUAUUCUAUCUACUGGGAAGAAUGCUCUUGCGCAGACAGUGAAGUCGUUCUUGGACCUCCACUCGAUGAGCGUAUACCCCACACGCUCAUGGACCAGCAUCCACGAAGCUCUCAGCUCCGCUCUGCUACUGACCAUUCUCGGAGAAACGAGAAAGUCUUCCACUCUCGCCAACAUGCAGAAGAGGCUCAUCCAUGUGCUCCUCUCCCGCGCACAGGAUGAUUCUCCCGGAAAGAUGAAUAAUGCCCUCACGUCUUCCCACCUCAACGCCCUGAAGGCUUUGCAGCGUCUCAUGCAGGAAGCAUCCGAGAGACCCAGGAUGGGAUCCGUAAUUUCUCAACAGGAGCCUCGGGACCCCGCCCUCGCCUUUCCAGCCGACUCAACCGUCCCUUCAAGCGAUGGUUUGGGCGUCGCAGCCACGGAUCCCGCUUUUGACUUCCUGCAGUCCGAUCUCUCCCCGAUGGCUUUCCUGGAUUCGAUAAUCUGGGACAGGUCUCUUUCAGAAGACGACACAGCAUUCCUCGGAUUCGAGUUUGGAGACUGA